AUGGCUGCAGCAAUAGAUGUAGGAUUGAAGAGACCAGGUCAUCGUUCAAAACCUGAAAAUAAAGAGCUUCAAGCUGUUAAGAAUAAAGCUAAGAGCAACCGAGUUCACGAUUUAAUUUAUGUGAUGCUUCAGCAAAACCCUGAUACAGAAUCUGGGAUUCAACAGGCUAUGAAGCUGCUUCCUAAAUCGAAUGAAGAUUUAUUCCGAAUCACGGAGACGAUAGACGAGAAACAGUUUGAAGAACGCGCGGCUUAUAACAAGUUAUACAGCUUAGAAUAUGAAGAGAGAGGAUUUAGAAGUAAGUGGAGCAUUGCAGGGAAGAGAAUGGCUGCUCUAAAACGGGACCUCGACAAGCUCACUUUUGCUAAUAAUGCUUAUAAGGAUAGAUCUAUCAGCACACAAGACAAGUUGAAUCUCCAUAACUUGCAUUUCCAUAUGCAUCAUGGAACUGAUAACAUGGCCAAGGAGAAGAAGCUCUUGAAAGAGGUGAAUGCCUGCGAAAAGAUAUCAAAUGAUGACGACGAUACGAGUCCGUCAGUUGUCGAAGAGAUUAACAAUCGAAUAUGGAGAUUGAAGAUGGACAUUGGUAGGAACUAUUUCAUCCCAAGACCAGCAAUAAUGGCUGAUGAAAAGAAAGUUAUUGAAGAGAUUAAUGAGCUUAAAUGGGAGAGAGAUAAAGCCUUUGCUAAUGCUCCUGUAAAGGGAAAGAUUUGGAAUUCUUUGCCUCCCAAAAAUGUCAUCAAACAACAAACCAAGGAAAUGGAAGAGUCUUUGGAUGAUGAAUACAGGAAGAAACAUAUGCAGGUGAGAGGUGAAAUAGAAGUGGUGAGGAGACAAAUCAAUGGUAUAAAGAAGAACAUAGCUUCUCUGAGGAGGCAAUUGUUAGAUGUUCGUACGAGACAGGGGGCAGCUAACAAUUUUAUCUUAGAAGUUGGCAAAAUAAGACAUGCACAAGAGACUAGAUUUAUCUGACAGCAGGAAAGUUGCUGUUUUUCAUGGGGGUCCUGUUUCUUUCAUUUUACACCAUUUACAUCAGGUAUUAUCAUCAGCAAAGUAGUGAUUCAUCAGAGAAACACUGUUCAUCUUAUAAUGAUAGAUAUCUCGUCUCCGUUCAUGGCCGACGGGAUCGCUUUGGUCGGAAGAUGGUUCCUACCAAGAAACAACCUUUCAUGGUUGG
Messenger RNA from Hibiscus syriacus, 1177 nucleotides. RefSeq lists its product as uncharacterized. NCBI's taxonomy places the organism in Eukaryota, Viridiplantae, Streptophyta, Magnoliopsida, Malvales, Malvaceae. The transcript has 5 exons. The coding region runs from base 1 to 972 and encodes 323 amino acids. The record is from RefSeq and is a predicted model, not a curated record.